Prunus armeniaca (apricot) is the source of this 2055-nucleotide messenger RNA. Lineage: Eukaryota; Viridiplantae; Streptophyta; Magnoliopsida; Rosales; Rosaceae. The record is from the annotation of a GenBank genome assembly.
AUGCCAGAGUUACGAAGUGGAGUGCGCAGAUCAAAACGGCUUGAUGAUCUCCAGCCUUCCUCACAACCACCGAUUGGCCAAGCCGAAAAUUGUGUACUGCCUGCUCAGAAUAAACCUCGUAGGAGAGCUGGUGGUGGAAGGGGAAGAGGUGGUAAUGCUGUAGCAAAAGGUCCUUCACCGGCAAUACCCACAAGGGCGACUGCAGCUGGUAGAGGUCGUGGUGUUAGGUUGAUAGAUUUAGACCCUGAACCUUGUGAGGUUCGUCCUGAAGCUGCUGCGUUAGGAGCCGCCGAACCCAUUUAUAAUCGUGUAGAAGUUGUAGCAGAUAAAGAUAUAGCGAUGGAGGGUGGUGCAAGUGCGGAUAAAAUAAUGGGAGGUGAAGAGGAAGCAGGCGGGACACCUGUUCCCGAUAGGGUACAAGUGGGUAACUCUCCUGUGUACAAGGUGGAAAGGAAGUUGGGCAAGGGUGGUUUUGGCCAAGUUUAUGUUGGUAGAAGGGUUAGUGGUGGCACUGAUAGGACAGGGCCUGAUGCAAUUGAGGUUGCUUUGAAGUUUGAACACCGAAAUAGUAAAGGUUGCAGUUACGGCGCUCCUUAUGAGUGGCAAGUGUACAGUCAUCUGAAUGGAUGUUAUGGAAUUCCUUGGGUUCAUUACAAGGGUCGACAAGGUGACUUUUACAUUAUGGUCAUGGACAUUCUUGGACCCAGUCUUUGGGACCUUUGGAAUUCUGUUGGCCAAUCGAUGUCACCCAAUACGGCGGCAUGCAUUGCAGUUGAGGCAAUAUCAAUUCUUGAAAAGCUUCACUUAAAAGGGUUCGUGCAUGGAGAUGUAAAACCAGAAAAUUUUUUACUUGGUCAACCUGGAACACCUGAUGAGAAGAAGCUAUAUCUGAUUGAUCUUGGCUUGGCAUCUAAAUGGAAGGAAGCAUCUGGUCAACAUGUUGAAUAUGAUCAGAGGCCUGACAUAUUCAGGGGAACAAUAAGGUAUGCAAGUGUACAUGCACAUUUAGGUCGGACUGGAAGUCGAAGGGAUGAUCUUGAGUCCUUGGCAUACACAUUAAUAUUUCUCAUUAAAGGAAGGUUACCCUGGCAAGGGUAUCAGGGGGAUAACAAGAGUUUUCUUGUUUGUAAGAAAAAGAUGGCCACCUCCCCAGAGUUGAUGUGCUGUUUCUGCCCUCCCCCAUUCAAACAGUUUCUUGAAGCUGUUACAAAUAUGAAAUUUGAUGAGGAACCAAAUUAUGCAAAGUUGAUAUCUUUAUUUGAAAGCUUGAUAGAGCCAUGCAUGCCAUUAAGGCCGAUAAGAAUUGAUGGAGCUCUUAAGGUUGGGCAAAAGCGGGCAAGAAUGUCUAUAAAUUUGGAAGAAGAUGAGCAACCAAGAAGAAAAUAUCACUACAAUGUGGCGGACACAAGGCUGAGCCAGCAUGUGGACAAGGGUAAUGAAGAUGGAUUAUUUAUCAGCUCUGUAGCGUCUGCAUCAAAUCUGUGGGCCCUAAUCAUGGAUGCAGGGACAGGUUUCUCUUCCCAGGUUUAUGAGCUGUCAACUGUCUUCCUACAUAAGGAUUGGAUCAUGGAACAAUGGGAAAAGAAUUUCUAUAUUAGUUCAAUAGCUGGUGCCAAUAAUGGGAGUUCCUUGGUUGUUAUGUCCAAAGGUACUCCUUACACUCAGCAGUCAUAUAAAGUGAGUGAAUCUUUUCCAUUCAAGUGGAUAAAUAAGAAGUGGAAAGAAGGUUUCCAUGUGACAUCCAUGACAACCGCUGGCAUUCGCUGGGGUGUCGUUAUGUCCAGGAAUGCUGGAUAUUCUGAUCAGGUCGUGGAGCUUGAUUUCUUAUACCCGAGUGAAGGUAUACACAGGCGAUGGGAAAGUGGUUACAGAAUAACAUCCAUGGCUGCCACUACUGAUCAAGCAGCCUUCAUUUUGAGCAUUCCUAAACGAAAAUUGAUGGAUGAAACUCAAGAAACUCUGCGUACCUCUGCCUUCCCAAGCAGCCAUGUAAAGGAAAAAUGGUCCAAAAAUCUCUAUAUUGCAUCAAUUUGCCAUGGACGGACUGUUUGCUAA